Molecule: messenger RNA, 955 nt
Organism: Capsicum annuum
Lineage: Eukaryota; Viridiplantae; Streptophyta; Magnoliopsida; Solanales; Solanaceae
Product: probable transmembrane ascorbate ferrireductase 3
Exons: 4
Coding region: 188-862 (224 amino acids)
Molecular function (GO): oxidoreductase activity
Source: RefSeq, a predicted model, not a curated record
AGUUAUUUAUGCCAACAUUCUAUAUAUAUAAUGAUCAAAUCAUACACCAAAAUAUCACACUAAAAAAAAAAAUAAAAAAAUACACAACAAAAAUCUAACUCAGUUUUUUCCUCCUCUCUUCUUCAUUCACAUUCCAUUUUUUUUUUUUUAAAUUAAUAAUAUUUCCACUAAUUUGAAUUUUGAAGCAAUGGAUACUGUUGUAACGUAUCAAUAUUAUCGAUCAGCUUCAAGGAUAACAAUUUUUGCUCACAUAUUUGGCGUUAUAUCUAUGAUACUUAUGCUUGUUUGGCUGUUACAUUAUCGCGAAGGCGUUGAUAUCGUUUCAUAUGAUCCUAUUAAAAUUUUUAAUGUUCACCCACUCUUGAUGUUUUUGGGAGUGAUUUUCUUGUCUGGAGAAGCACUGAUGGCAUACAAGACAGUGAGAGGUGAAAGAAGAGUAAAAAAAUCAGCACAUUUUUUACUUCAUUUAGGUGCAAUUAUUUUGGGGAUUGUUGGAAUACAUGCUGCAUUUAAGUACCAUUAUAGAAGGGAUUUGAGAAAUAUGUAUAGCUUUCACUCUUGGAUAGGUAUUGGCACCUUUUGCCUUUACAUUUUGCAGUGGGUGAUUGGACUAGGUAUGUUCAUGUUACCAUACACAAGAAGAGAAACAAGAUUAAUUAAUUUACCAUGGCAUAUAUCAUUUGGUAGAGCAAUAUUUUACAUGACAAUUGUUGCAGCAUUAACUGGAUUAAUGCAAAAAUCAACAUUAAUGCAACUACCAUUUUUUUCUGGAGAAUUACUUUUAAUUAAUUUUCUUGCAAUUUUUAUUUUACUUUUUGGUGUUACUGUUGAUAUGUCAGUUGCACUUGCACGUUAUGCAUAAUUAGUUGUACUUUAUUAUUUCCCCCCAAAAAAAAAAAUAUUUUAAUACAAUAAACAAUUCUUGUAUAAUUUUCUUUUUUGUUUUUUGUUUUGA